Messenger RNA from Daucus carota subsp. sativus, 1308 nucleotides. Its product is annotated as pectinesterase inhibitor 3. Bases 347 to 1039 code for a protein of 230 amino acids. NCBI's taxonomy places the organism in Eukaryota, Viridiplantae, Streptophyta, Magnoliopsida, Apiales, Apiaceae. Gene Ontology annotation, biological process: negative regulation of catalytic activity. The transcript has a single exon. The record is from RefSeq and is a predicted model, not a curated record. Gene Ontology annotation, molecular function: enzyme inhibitor activity.
UUGUUCAAAGUACCGGAUCAAUUGGACUUAAAAAUACAUAGACAAAAUUGCAUGAAAAAAAAAAUGCAUUCGAUUCCGAUGGACACGGUCACAGGCUCCUGACAACGACACAAAAACAUGACACGAACAAACACGAGAAAAACCCCGUGAAACAAGGCCAAGACAGCAACUAAAAAAAACAGUUUCCAGGGUCCUGAUUCAUUCUUUCUCAAUGCUCACCACCUGUUUGAACAAUUAACUAACAACCAUUCCCUCCCCAACCCAUUCCCUGUUUUUCACCUUCCCCUCAUUCACAUCUCUCUCAUUUUCUCCCCUCUUCUCACAUUGUCCUCUACCAUAUUCUACCAUGGAGUUGAAGCUCAUUUUCAUCUCCUUCGCCCUCAUUUCCUUGCGUUACGCCAAUGCGGUCUGCGUGCCGCGGGACAACGCAGCCUCGCAUCCCAACCCCCACGCCCCUCCAAAUUUAAGGCCAGUGUCUGUGAAUGCAGUAGCAGAGUCUGAUCCAGCUCCAGCCCCCAUGACUCCCGCGCAAUCAGGCGUCGUCGAUGCUGUGCUUGGUCCACAGCCACAGGCCAAUGGUAACGAAAAUCCAGAGGUCAAGAGAAUUUGCGAUGCCACGGAUUAUCCUGAUGUCUGUCAGGCUGUAUUUAAUCGAUACACUGGCCCAACAGACUUUGUUUCUCUACUUAAUAUAGCAAUAGGCGCGGGUUUGGAUGUCGCGAGAGCAGCCACAGGGACAGCGGACAAUAUGUCUACUCAGCAAGGGGCGCCAACAGAUCAUGCCUCGGUGUAUUCAGAUUGUAAAGAUAGUUAUGAUAGCGCCUCGAUUGAUUUCCAAAAUGCACUCGACGCACUUCCUGUGAAAGAUGUGGGGACCUUGAAUACGAUGCUGAGUGCUGCUAUAACGGAUGCCAGUGAUUGUCAAGACUCACUGGAAGGAAUGGACAGCCCGUUGAAUCUUUUCUCGGAGAAGUUGAGGAAGAUGGCUAGCAACUGCCUUGCCAUGGUUACGCAUAUGCAGCAGCCCGGGCCUGCAUAAAUUUGACAGAUGAAUAAUUAGCAAUUCGUUCUCAGUAUUACGUGGUUAUGAAAUUCACAGGAACUGACUGGCAUGGAUAGCCCUAUAAUUUUAUCCUGUAAUUGUUACUUGUAUUACAAGUUGUUUUUCUCAUGUAACAAAUAAAUCUAGGUAUUAUAUUUAGGAUAUAAGAGUUCUGUAGAAAUAAAAUGGAGCUUCCUGGCUCUGUAUAUAUGAUUUACGAAUCGUUCAAGCCUCUUUAUAAACAUUGCAUUACCAUUUCCACUUUU